Molecule: messenger RNA, 3226 nt
Organism: Ictidomys tridecemlineatus (thirteen-lined ground squirrel)
Lineage: Eukaryota; Metazoa; Chordata; Mammalia; Rodentia; Sciuridae
Product: bcl-2-like protein 1
Biological process (GO): intrinsic apoptotic signaling pathway in response to DNA damage; release of cytochrome c from mitochondria; extrinsic apoptotic signaling pathway in absence of ligand
Cellular component (GO): mitochondrial outer membrane
Molecular function (GO): BH domain binding
Source: RefSeq, a predicted model, not a curated record
UAAGUGCAGGGUUUGAGCACAGGUGCUCACCCAGAUCCUUCAGAGGGCGCCAGGAGAAGGACGCGGGAGCUGUGGAGGAGUUAGGACCUCAACAAAGAGCGGGCCAUCCUCUCAGGCGGAGCUGCAGGCUGAGGCUCCUUAUUGGGAAACGACCCCGCUCAUGCUCCUUAGCGGGAGUCAGGCGACUCAGGCCUGCCGGCGUGAGGGGCCCUGAGCCCGGCCUUCCUCCACGUUCUUAGGCGGACCCGCGGCAGAUCUCACGCUCCUCCAGAGAGUCAGCAGCGGCCCCAGAGGGGACGUCUAAGGAACAUUAUCUUGGCUUUUCAUCUUAGAAGAGAAUCAUUAAGCAGAGACCAGAUUCAGUGAGUGAGCGCGUGUUUUGGACAUUGGACUGGUUGAGCCCAUCUCUAUUUUAAAAAUGUCUCAGAGGAACCUGGAACUAGUGAUCGACUUUCUGUCCUACAAGCUUUCCCAGAAAGGAUAUAGCUGGAGCCAGUUUAGCCAUGAGGAAGAGAACCGCGUUCAAGGCCCAGAAAGGGCUGAAUCAGAAGAGGGAUCCAGCAAUGCCACCAACAGCAACCCAUCCCGGCAUCAGGGGGACAGGCCCAUGGUGAGUGGAGCCGCUGGCCAUAACAGGAGUUUGGAUGCCCCAGACGUGAUCCCCAUGAUAGCAGUGAAGCAAGCGCUGAGGGAGGCAAGCGACAACUUUGACCGGCGGUACCGGCAGGCCGUCCUUAACAUGACAGCAGAGCUCUGCCUCACCCCAGAGACAGCACAUCACACUUUUGAACACGUAGUGGACGAACUCUUCCGGGAUAAGGUAAGCUGGGGUCGCAUUGUAGCCUUUUUCUCCUUCGGAGGAGCACUGUGCUUGGAAAGCAUAGACAAGGAGAUGAAGGUGUUGGUGUGUCAGAUCGCAAGUUGGAUGGCCACUUACCUGAAUGAUCACCUAGAUACUUGGAUCCAGGGCCAUGGCGGCUGGGACACUUUUGUGAAACGCCAUGGGAAGAAUGUGGCAGUGAAUAGCCGGAUGCACCAAGAGAGCUUCAACUAUUAUUUCCUGAUGGGCAUGACUGUGGCUGGCGUGGUUCUGCUGACCUGGCUGUUCAGUUGGAAGUGACCAGACCCUGACCACCCACUCACCCUCCCACCUUGCCCCACCACAUCGCUCUGUCCAGCCACCAUUACCCCAGGAGAACCAUUCAUUACAUACAUCUACGCCCACCAUCCUUCACUGCUUUGGACCUAAUACCUGGUUUCCUGCAGUUGGUUUUCUAGAACUACUACACUUCUUUGACAGUUACCUUCCCACAUACCUCAGUUAUCUUGGCAUCAAAGUCUACAAUAUUUUCCCCAAAUCUGUCCCAUGAAGACUGAAAGUGUGGUUUUUGACCCUCUUCCCCAGAAAAAGACUAGAUUGCCUUUGUUUUGAUGUUUUUAGCCUUAGAGUUGAUUAUCAUUACCCAUCCCUCUCUGGACCUGGGCCCCUAUUUCUUCUAUCUCUACCCCCUAGAACCAUUUAAAAAUGAGGCUACUUUUGGCUAAUUAGGAAUUCAGGCUGCUUGGGAUAAAGCAGCCAGAAUCAGGACUUCCUCCCCCACCACUGGCCUGGACAAAGUCCCCACUCCUAGUGUGAAUGUUUUCCAGAGGCCUCUGCAUAGAGUCUAGUCCCAUCUUGGAGAGAGGACAAUAUAGCUCCAGGAAGUACUCCAUGCAAAAGCUAGCAUGGUCCUUGCAGUUUAGCACCACCCUAGUCCCUUCACCUCCUUUCUCCUGGCUCCCAGGACCAUGAACGAGUGACCACCUGGGCCCAAGACUGUUGCCCCAGAUAUAUUUCUCAAGUAAGCUGGGUUUGCAUUGUGGCCUUUUUCUUCUUUGGAGGAGCACUGUGCGUGGAAAGCAUAGACAAGGAGCUGCAGGUAUUGGUGAGUCAGAUCGCAAGUUGGAUGGCCACUUAACCUGAAUGAUAACCUAGAGACUUGGAUCCAGGACCACAGCGGCUGGGACACUUUUGUGAAAUGCCAUGGGAAUAAUGUGGCAGUGAAUAGCUGGAUUCACUUCCUGCAAGAUCAUCCUGUGGCAUCAUUGUGUUGGGUGGCUGCCCAUCAGGUACAGGGAUUCAGGGACCUCACCCCGGAGUUAAAGGGGAGAUUAGGGAGCAGCAGUAGGAACUCUGGGGUCUUCCCUACCUCAGGAAGGAGUGGCAGGAAAGAGACCUUGGUGUGCAGGACAGUGGGUGGAGGGCCGAUUGGAAGGGCCUCUCUUGCCUGAUCAGGUAGAUAUUUCCCCUCUGUCCAGCCUGAGCAUCAGGGCUGCCAAGGUCAAAGUGACCUGGCCAAGACCCCUUCAGGCCUCCCUCGGCUACAGCCUUGUCCUGUCUCAUCCCUGCAGGUCUCAGCACAGCACUGGCAACUCCAGGCUCUCUGCUAUACAUAUUCCUGCCCCUGGUCCCUGGCCCCUCAGCGGCAUGUCGUGUGGACAGCACUGAAGUGGCCCAUGGAGUUGGCAGGGGUGCUGAAGUGGCCUGUGGUGUUCAAGGAGGCUCUACUGAGCCCCGAUUCCCUAAAGCGGAUGCACUGUGCCCUUCUGCCUGGCCCUACUCUGAGCCUUUAUUUCUUGUGAAGAUGAAAUACUAUUUUUGUUAAGCAUGUGUGUAUUCAUGUAUGAGGAGCUGCUGACUUUCUGUGCAGGUGGAGAGUUGGUGCCUGGAUAUUGGCGUCCUAAUGCUCCUUCCCCAAGAAGUUAGUUCUUAUUGGGACUAAGGUCCAGGAAACCUGUCCCAGGGGUCUUGGCUAUUGAGGGGCACCUGUUCUUCCUCCCUCCCCCACUUGUCGCAGCUCUUUAAAUGUCUCUGUGAAAGUGAAAAUGCAGUUCAGUAAUAAACUAUGUUAGCUCAGUGGGAAGAAAAAAGUUAAUAUUAGGAGCUGAGGUAUAGCUCAUUGUUAGUUUAUUACUACCUAGAAUACAUGCAGCCCUGGGUCGAAUCCCAAACACAAAAACUUAUGAUAAGUCAUGCAAUGUGAAUGCUACUAUCAUUGUAUUUAGCAUAAAACUUGCCAAAGUCAGUAAUAGGGUCUUGAAAACUAAAGAGUAGUUUAAACAUUUAAACAUUAUUUCUGUAGUUUACUAUUUCAAACUUAAUUUUUCCUUCAGAAUUUGUAAAACUGAGCUGGGAUUAUAUCUCAGCAUAACACCACUUGCCUCACAUGUGAGGCACUGGGUUCAA